AUGCAAAUGAUAAUUAUGGACAAAGCUGCUCAAGAUAACCGAAGAGAUCAAUGCAAUCCUGAUCAUAAGCCAUCUGGUCCAGGACAUCAAGCUGGGUACCACGGACAAGGCAUUUUUAUAAUAAUUAUUUACGGUAACGUCAAUAUCAUUAUUGUCAAUAAUUUUAAUCAAACUGAUGUAACAUCCGGUAAAAGACCCAUUAUAAAUAUUAAGAUAACUAGAUAUGUCGUAAAGAUACCUAUUUCAAAGGCUUUGAUAAGAGCCUUGCCCGAGUCGAAGACACCGAUCACCCCGAAGACAACUCCUAACCCAAUAACAAAACAGUCCGACUUCCCGCAUCUCCAUCGAGUUCCUCUUAAGUUUAAGGUGAAAAUAGCACGGCCAGAUGAAGGAGAGCAUAGUUCCAGUGAAAGAACCAAUGAAGCCCAUCAGAAUACUGAAGUGAGGGAUGAAAAUCGCCAUCAUAAUAGUGAAGACAAUAACACCGACCCGCCAGGCAAGACCCCAGACCUUGAGUUCGUGGUCUACUGUCCAGAUCGUCGGGAAAAUAGUCUUGGGUCUGCCGCGAAGAAAAGCCCUUUCUAG
This is a messenger RNA of Cotesia congregata, 585 nucleotides long. The record is from the annotation of a GenBank genome assembly. Lineage: Eukaryota; Metazoa; Arthropoda; Insecta; Hymenoptera; Braconidae.